UAUUUCUUCCCUAAUUCUUGCAUUGCGUAGGCUACACUUAUAAGAGAAAUGAUGACAAGAAGUGUCAGCUUCUUUUAAAUACAAAAGACAGAAGUACAUCAUCGCUCUCUGCAUUAGUGACGAGGUAUCCUACUGACAGCCCGUUUGGAGCACAUGAGUUAACUGCCUGGGCGUGAUGGCGUGGGGGGAGAACACGGUAAGCUAGCUCCUAGCAAAAGACUAUGGAAGACGGUCAGGCUGAAAGCAAGGUCUCAAAGGCCUGUAUUGAAAGUACCAAAAUAAGCAUACUACAGAUCUGCAGAGCACUUUAAAAUCAGCAAGGCCUUUUUGUAGGGCAUGUUCUAAACUUAGUGGCAGCAGUAGAAAAGUAAAAGUACUGUAAAUCGUACAUGCCUGACUACUAGUGUAGCAUUCUUGAACUGCUGCCCAUUUUGGACUCGGCAAUCUCCUUUAAUGGAAGCAUGUUUUCUUCAAUAUUUGACUUUGUUUAUUGCUUAUAAAUAAGCUCAUAUGAAGCUGGUGUUUUAGGCUGAGAAUGACUGGAUGUUGAAAGUUACCAUUUGCAAAUUCAAAUAUCUGUAUAAUUGGAGAACCUCAGGAAGAUGAUUUAAAUUCUGUUCUUGAAACUUAACCCAUUAUUUAAUGAUUUUCUUUAAGUUGCUAGUAUUUGUAUCUUAAAUCUUUCUUCUCUUGAAGAGAUGGAAACAUGAAACUUUGUUAAAGGACCAUUUUAAAUUUCAAAAUAAUGUAAUGUUAGUAUAGUUGUGGGUUUUUUUUUGUUCUGUACUUCCUGACUUGUACCAGUUAGCCAGAGUCAAACUAUGUAUUUAUCAGCUGGGAGAAAAACUUAAUCAGUUUUAAUUCUUUGUCUUUAUCAAGUUAGUUCAAAUAUGAUCCCACAAUACAUAAACCACUUCACAAACUAAUAUCUAAAUCUGACCUUUUUCCUUUUCAUUUUGUAUGUGUGCAUUUCAUAUAAAAUGAGUAUCUGUGACAAAGUGCGUGCCAUUCAACAAAAGCUAAUUUUUGUUUUGGCGGGCAAACUCCUUUCCUGAAUUCUGUUUUUGUUUCUGCAUUUUACAGUAUGUUACAACAAAUUGUUGUUAAUUAUGAUAGUUAACCUAGAUUCCUUCAAAACUGAUGUUCACCAAUACUGGAAUCCUGUACAGAAGAGGGAAUGUAUUCUCAAGCUGUAAUUAAACUACUUUAACAAAGAUUUUUUAAAAAUCCUUAGAAGUUUAAGGGCAGAAGGAAAAAGAAUGUGGGUCUGCUGUAAAGUAGCGUUAAGUAUCGUCUUCUAUUUUGCAGGCUAGCAGCCAGCACUAAUAUUAAAGUGUUCUUUCUGAAGUGUUUCUUCUUGAUGGGAGUAACUCGGUGACAUAGGCAGGGCAGCAGCUGCCACACACAUGAGAAUUGGUUUCUUUAGCUCCAAUUUGAGUCUUGAACCAGAUGACCUUGGGUAUGAAAGAAAGACAAGGGAGAUGCAAGUGCUGUAAGUGGCCUCCCAUUUUUGUAACUCUUUCCUUUCUAUAGUAGAUAAUACUGCUUAUGGACUUGAAAGUAAGAUUUUCAUUUCUUCAGCCUUUUCAUUUCUGCCUUCCUGUCUUUUGCAUUUACUUGAAUUAAUUCACUGUCAGUUUAAAGUUUAUGCAGUUGUUCAAAUAAGCACACUUUGAACUACUGGCAUCUAGCACAUAGUAUUAUCUGCAGAUUUCCAUCUCUAAUUUCUGUCUUGCGCUUUGCUAACCAUAUAUGUUGAAAACGUCAGAUGUUCUAAUUACUUUUAUGAGUUUUUCCAUUGUUAUAAAUUAAGCUGUCUACUGUCCCAAAGUAUUUAAGUGUUUCUUUACUGCAAUGAAUAUACUUGAAGCUUAGUUCAUAGUCAAGUAUGUGUACUGGAGAUUCCAGCAAAUCUGAGUUAGAGUAGCAAGAAGCCUAUCAGUGGCAUGUACUGAUACACUGGGGACGAUUACCCUUCCUCCCUUAUGGCUGGCAGAAGAAAGAGUGGGCUGGUGUGGUUCUGGCACAUUCGGGAAAUGGGGAGAACCUGUGCACUCAAGCACUGGCUGUACCCCAGAAUAUUUAUUUAACAUCUGUUUAUUGCAUCCUGUCUAGGUAAAGCAGUGGGAAGGGUGUGAAAAAGAAACCAGUAAUGUUCAGAGAGGUCAGAAAAAUGUACAGUUGAGAGGGUGACAGCGUGAGCUAAACAGCAUGUGUUAUUUUAGAUGAUGCUAUAGACAGAUUGAGACCAACAUUUAUUUUUGUCAUUUUAUUUUUUAUUAUUAUUGGGACUGACCUUUAUUUUUGUCUUGUGUCUUAGCAUCUUGACAUCUUUAUUAGAAUGCUUGAGAGAGCCUCGGUGCACGCCCAUGCUCCCACUUCUUUCAAAUACAGCUGGGAGAUGCAGCCUCCUGAAACCAUGUGUUGAGUCAGAAUAUGCUGCUCUGAUUGAUCGAGUAGAAGUCAUCUUCCUGAUGGUAUUUCAGUAAAAACUGAUAUUGAGACUUGGUAACAAGAGCUGAUGGAAGAUUCCUAUACAAGUGUAUAUGCGAUGUGGAGAACAGCUUGUUUGAGAGACGAUUUGGAUUACUGUGCUGUAGGGGGAUGCCAAAAGUCUUCUAGUCUCUGAGAAUCUGAGCACUGGCCAAAAGUUGGACUUUUCAGACACAAUGGUACAGCAGAAGCUGGAUGAAAUAAAGGACCAAAUCAAACGGGAAAUAAGGAAGGAACUUAAAAUCAAGGAGGGAGCUGAGAACCUCAGGAAGGUCACAACGGAUAAAAAGAACUUGGCAUAUGUGGACAACAUUUUGAAAAAAUCAAAUAAGAAGUUAGAAGACUUGCAUCAUAAGUUACAGGAGUUAAAUGCACACAUUGUUGUAACGGAUCCAGAAGAUGUUACAGAUUGUCCUAGGACUCCUGAUACUCCAAAUAGCGAUCCUCGUUUUUCUACUAACAACAGAUUGAUGGCCUUAAAGAAGCAAUUGGAUAUAGAACUGAAGGUAAAACAGGGAGCAGAAAAUAUGAUACAGAUGUACUCAAAUGGCUCUUCAAAGGAUCGAAAACUUCUUGCCACAGCUCAACAGAUGCUCCAAGACAGCAAGACAAAAAUAGAAGUUAUAAGGAUGCAGAUUCUUCAGGCAGUUCAGACCAAUGAAUUGGCUUUUGAUAAUGCAAAACCUGUAAUAAGCCCUCUUGAACUCCGAAUGGAAGAAUUACGGCAUCAUUUUAGGAUAGAGUAUGCUGUAGCAGAAGGUGCAAAAAAUGUGAUGAAAUUACUUGGAUCUGGGAAGGUUACCGACAGAAAGGCACUUUCAGAAGCACAAGCAAGAUUUAAUGAAUCAAGUCAGAAGUUGGACCUCUUAAAGUACUCACUGGAACAGAGAUUGAAUGAACUUCCUAAAAACCAUCCCAAAAGCGGUAUAAUCAUUGAGGAACUUUCAUUGGUCUCUUCACCCACAUUAAGUCCCCGUCAAAGCGUAAUAUCUACUCAGAACCAGUACAGUACCCUGUCCAAACCAGCAGCUUUAACAGGUACCCUGGAAGUUAGGCUAAUGGGUUGCCAAGACAUUUUAGAAAAUGUCCCUGGUCGAUCAAAAGCCACCUCAAUUACACUACCUGGUUGGAGUCCGAAUGAAGCCAGAUCAUCUUUCAUGAGCAGAACCAGUAAAAGUAAAAGUGGGAGUAGUAGAAACCUUCUGAAAACUGACGACUUGUCCAAUGAAGUCUGUGCUGUACUGAAGCUGGAUAACACUGUGGUUGGUCAAACCAGCUGGAAACCUAUUUCCAAUCAGUCAUGGGAUCAGAAAUUUACACUGGAACUAGACAGGUCACGGGAACUGGAAAUCUCAGUUUAUUGGCGUGACUGGAGAUCUCUGUGUGCAGUGAAGUUUCUGAGGUUGGAAGACUUUCUGGAUAACCAACGACAUGGCAUGUGUCUCUAUCUCGAACCCCAGGGCACUCUGUUUGCAGAGGUUACAUUUUUUAAUCCAGUUAUUGAAAGAAGACCAAAACUCCAGAGGCAAAAGAAAAUUUUUUCAAAACAGCAAGGCAAAACAUUUCUCAGAGCUCCUCAAAUGAAUAUUAAUAUAGCCACUUGGGGAAGGCUGGUGAGAAGAGCUAUUCCUACAGUGAAUCACUCUGGCACCUUCAGCCCUCAAGCACCAGUGCCUGCUACAGUGCCAGUGGUUGAUGUACGCAUUCCUGAACUAGCGCUGCCAGCCAGUGACUCUCCUGUAGCUAAAUUGGACUUUGAACUUGAGCCUGAGCCUCCACCUGCUCCGCCCCGUGCAUCUUCCCUUGGUGAAAUAUGUGAAUCUUCCUCUGAGAUGAAGGCUCCUGAUAUGCCAGCUCAGGAUGAAGUAACAGCUUUUGAUUUUGAAAAUGGCAGAAAUAAUAUUGUUCCAAAACUCCAGCCUGAAAUAAUCUGUGAGCCUGAUGUUCCCCAUUCAGACAUAAAAUAUACCAACGUCCGAGAGCCUGAAGAUAGAAGAACACAACAAAGAUUUCAGUUCAGUCUGAAGGAUUUCAGGUGUUGUGCUGUACUGGGUAGAGGACAUUUUGGAAAGGUGCUGCUGGCAGAGUACAAAAACACAAAUGAGAUGUUCGCUAUUAAAGCCUUAAAGAAAGGAGAUAUUGUCGCUCGUGAUGAAGUAGACAGCUUGAUGUGUGAAAAGCGAAUAUUUGAAACUGUGAAUAGUGUAAGGCAUCCCUUCCUGGUGAACCUUUUUGCUUGUUUCCAAACCAAAGAUCACGUUUGCUUUGUAAUGGAAUAUGCUGCUGGUGGGGAUCUGAUGAUGCACAUUCAUACUGAUGUCUUCUCUGAACCAAGAGCAGUAUUCUAUGCUGCGUGCGUUGUUCUUGGACUUCAGUAUUUACACGAGCACAAAAUAGUAUAUAGAGAUUUGAAGUUGGAUAACUUAUUGCUGGACACAGAAGGCUUUGUGAAAAUUGCUGACUUUGGUCUUUGCAAAGAAGGAAUGGGAUUUGGAGACAGAACAAGCACAUUCUGUGGCACACCAGAAUUUCUUGCUCCAGAAGUGCUGACAGAAACUUCCUAUACAAGAGCUGUAGACUGGUGGGGUCUUGGUGUACUUAUCUAUGAGAUGCUAGUGGGUGAGUCUCCUUUCCCUGGAGAUGAUGAAGAAGAGGUGUUUGACAGUAUUGUAAAUGAUGAAGUACGAUAUCCACGCUUUCUGUCCACAGAAGCCAUCUCUAUAAUGAGACGGCUGCUACGAAGAAAUCCAGAACGGCGUCUUGGAGCUGGAGAGAAAGAUGCUGAGGAUGUGAAAAAGCAUCACUUCUUCCGGUUAAUAGAUUGGAAUGCUUUACUGGCCAAGAAAGUGAAGCCCCCUUUUGUACCCACCAUUAGAGGACGAGAAGAUGUUAGUAAUUUCGAUGACGAAUUUACCUCUGAAGCACCUAUCCUCACUCCACCUCGGGAACCAAGGAUACUUUCUGAAGAAGAGCAGGAAAUGUUCAGAGAUUUUGAUUACAUUGCUGAUUGGUGUUAACUUCUAGACACUGUGAAAUCCUAGCUGACUGGCUCACAAGAAUGCCUCUCUCAGAAGAAUACCAACCCUUCAAUUGCUCUCUGUGCCACCUGUAGCUUUUUUUUUAAAUCACAUGAAGACCCUUUUAAGUACUGUUCUAACACUCUUGUGAAGAGUGGCCUCUUUGUAUAUUGUUUUUUAUCUGAGCACUGGAAAGCAGGUCUAUGGAGUUCUUAAGCUGAGUGGGUGAAUCCAGGCCCUAUUGAGCUUCCCACACAUGGGCACACUUGGAUCUGUACUUUCUCUCACUCUUCUGUGGCAGAUUACAUUGCUUUUUAAGUAUCUGCCUUAAGUGGGAAAAGCAGACUUUGAGCUAGGUAAUCACUUAACUCUACUCAGCCACAUGAAAUAGAAGUUUGGGAUACUGAUGACACUCGCACAGAACAUGGUUCUAUCUGGAGAAGGCAAACGAUUUCAGUUAAAUAUCUUGUGCAGUCUAUAAAACUACACAUUUCUAUGUACACUUUCCUCUUGUGUUCUUAAAAUAACGGUAUUGAGAACAGCUAUGCCUUGUUUUAUAAAUUUUCUAUGGUAUUUAUUAGGAAAAAUGUUAAAUGCCUUGCCUCUGAGAUAACAACAGUGUAAGUGCUUCCAUUAAAAAGAAAAAUUGAGGAAAAACCCAGGAAGUUUACCAAAGCCACUUGCCAAACAGUUCUGCCUUCAAGCUUUUUAAGCAUGGCUUAAAGCCCUGGUUGAAAUGAAGAAUGUAACAAGGAUGUUGCUCAGUCUAACUACAAAGAGCAAAGCAUAUGCAUUUCCCAAGCCCAUCCACUUCUAUAUUCAAACUUACGCCUUUUCCACUCCUGCAGUGGACAGAUAAGUUAACCAUUCUGUAUUUAACCACCUAGAUCAUCCUGUAUCUGCUGUACAAAUCAUAUCACCUUUAGAAAACAUAAGGAUUUUCAAUGUAUACAUGCUGUGAACAUGUAUAUUUGGAAGUUGUAAUGUAUUCUUAUGUCCAGGCAAGUAAUUUAAUUAUACCACUUCAUUAAUUUUGCACAGUGGCCAUGUGAACAACAUCGAACUCGAGUGAAAAAAAUAUUCGUAUACCUUUAGGCCACUGAACUCCAGAACGUAGAUUGGCAGUUACCAAGGGUAAAAGCAAUAUGUUGUAACAGAAUGUAUAAAUAUUUUUGAUAAAAACUGUAUAUUUUAUAAACUUCCUAACACUAAAGCUGUACCUCAAAAGUUGGAAAACAAUUUAGACCGGACACUGUGUGUACUUGGAAACCAAGAUCUGUUUUUGGCACCUGGUGUUCUGCAGGCAAAUAUGAGUUCUUAGAAAAUAAAUUUUUCCAUGCUGUCCUUAGCUCUCACACCAUUCAGAGUUUGUGUAUUCAAUCUCACAGGUGCAUCCUAGCCAGGAAUUUGCUGUUGGUCAGCUAAGACAGUGAGAAUCAGCACUCGAAUUCAAAAUCCCUAAUUCUAUUCAUUCAAAGGAAAAAUGGAAACCACUUGAGUGUGCAACACUAAGGUGGUUGUUUAAAAUCAUGAUGCUGGACAGACCUGCAGGGUCAGGCAGAAGAAUGGCUUAAGGAAAAAAGGGGUAGUGGUUCUAAAUCAGGCUUGCCCCACCCUAGGAAGCAGGAAGGCAUCUUCACCAGCUCUACAAAUCAUGUCAGGAAGAAGGCGUGAACUUUUCAGCAUUACUUCUUUCCAAAUUCUAAUAAAUAAGAAACAAGUUAUGUUCCUAUAUCAAGUGGAAACUAAAUGCUAAAUACUUUUGAGGUACAGUCAGCUUACCCCUUUUUGGUUCCCAAAUAUAUAUAUGAGCAUCUAACAGGGUGCUUAACACUUAUGAAAGUAUCCUGAAAAAUACCUUUUUGUAACUACAUCUUGUACAGAAAUCUUUUUUUUUAAAUCUAAGUAAAUCACUAAAAAAAAAUUAGAUGGCAGGGUAUGUUCACCCAGUUAAGCUGAAAGAAAGCACUAAUUUUAUCUCUGUAGUUUUUUAAAUAUUUUUAGGCAGAUUAAGAUUUUAAACCCUAGAUUGUAAAUAUAUUUUGCUAUACUUUAUCUGUAUGUGGCUGCUCAAGCACUUUGUAAGGAAACUAGGAUAUUUUAGAAUGGUACACUAUGCAUUAAAAUGAAAUGUGCCUUUAACAAUGUCAUUUUAAGUGUUUUGCAGUCAUUAAUAUCACAAAUUAAAGUUUUAAAUAGA
Messenger RNA from Cygnus atratus (black swan), 7710 nucleotides. RefSeq names its product protein kinase N2 (gene PKN2). NCBI's taxonomy places the organism in Eukaryota, Metazoa, Chordata, Aves, Anseriformes, Anatidae. The record is from RefSeq and is a predicted model, not a curated record. Gene Ontology annotation, molecular function: protein serine/threonine kinase activity; ATP binding; small GTPase binding. The transcript is spliced from 23 exons. The coding region runs from base 2670 to 5510 and encodes 946 amino acids. Gene Ontology annotation, biological process: protein phosphorylation; signal transduction.